Molecule: messenger RNA, 650 nt
Organism: Stylophora pistillata
Lineage: Eukaryota; Metazoa; Cnidaria; Anthozoa; Scleractinia; Pocilloporidae
Source: RefSeq, a predicted model, not a curated record
UCGAAGUUGUAGCAAUGGACAGUAUGACGGCUCGAACGGAAGCAGAAGUCCUUAUCACUCCGGCACCCGAAGUCACGGAAAACUCUUCAUCACAGCAAGAACAAUCAAAUCCACCUUUGGUGGAUCAAGUGUUCUUUCUUUUCAAAACCUACCUGGCCUCCCAACUCAACGAACGAAGCAAGCAGCUCGAAGGAAAGUCGAAAGUCGUUAAGGAAGCCGCCGAGUUCAAAUUCAAGGGUAAUAGGAAGCAGUUCGAGUUAAAUGCCCUACUGGACCACAUCUUUGGUCAGAUAGAGGUCAGCCUGAACGAACCGCAAGAGAUCCGCAAGCUGGUGGCAGAAGGGCGACAGCUCAUCAAGAGACGACAAAAGUUAAUAAUGUGGGGAAUUAGUGAGGAGCCCACACUGUCACUGUUUUCUUCCAGAAUUUAUUGCUCAAAAAAGCAGGCAGAACAACGUUACGCGAAGUCUCUGACCGACUAAAAACUACUCGCAAUGAUUUUCUUAUCUCAUGAACACACCUUGAUCAAAACGUAAGUUGAUUGGCUAUAAAGUUCUUCCCAACAAAGAUAAACAAACUGAUUUAUCGGAGCGGACAGAUCGUGACACUCGAUUUCCGGCAGAUAAUUUUGAAUCGUUACAAUACUAAUU